ACGGACACAUUCUCCUCCAUCCUCUUAGUUGAAUGACAAAAGUGGGCAGUUCAAGAUUUCAUAUUUGCCCUCACUGUCUCAAACUCUCUCUUUUCUUCCUCUCCUUUGCAGCCGGUCGGACGUACGCGUCCCAUACCUGCAUAGAGUUCCCAGUAUUCUUGGGUACAGUAUUGAACGUCGCAAUAUCCCGCGCGCACUGCACCAAGUGAGGGAGCCGAUGCCGAAAAGACUUCCCAUCCUUUCAACCCCAAAAAUAUUAGAAAAUCCAGGAUUGGACAACCAUUAAUCGAAAUGUUUGUCGAAAUAAUGCGACCAGUAAGGUUCCUCCCCCUUCUGUGCACAGUUUGCCACCUGACCAUGGCUUUCCCCGCCCAAACAGGAUACUCAGAAGACGACAAGCGUCAACUCCAGGUCACCAUCUCCAAGACAACCCCCAUCUCCACUGCACACCUGGGGGGCUCCAUCACAAUCACCUGCCUGGUGUCCCUGUCACCUGGGCCCCUCUCAUCCUCCUCGCCCCCUAUCCCACCCCGGGUCAAGUGGAGCGUGUUGCAUGAGGGGGAGCAGGAGGAGACAGAGAUCCUGGUGGCGCGGGGUCAAAGGGUGAAGGUCAAUGAGGCCUACAGAGAACGAGCCUCCCUGGUCAACUUUGCAGACUCGCCUGAGGACCUCUCCCUCUGGUUGGGGGAGCUGCGCUCAAGCGACACGGGGCACUACCGCUGCGAGGUGCAGCAAGGCCUGGACGAUGCCAGUGAUUUCACACAGAUAAAAGUCAAAGGUGUGGUCUUCCACUAUAGACACGCCUCUGGCCGAUAUGCGUUUUCGUUCAGUGAGGCCCAGAGGUCGUGCGAGGGCAUUGGGGCACACAUCGCCACUCCCGACCAGCUUCUGGCAGCCUAUUACGAUGGCUAUGAGCAGUGUGACGCCGGCUGGCUCGCUGACCAAUCUGUCAGAUAUCCAAUCCAAGUUCCCCGGGAAGGUUGCUAUGGUGACAUGGAUGGCCGCCCGGGAUUGAGGAACUAUGGGACGCUGGAAUCAGAGGAGCUGUUUGAUGUGUAUUGUUAUGUGGAGCAUAUUGAUGGGGAGGUGUUCCAUGGCUCUGCCCCUCAGCAGCUGUCAUUGGACGAGGCUCGGGCUUACUGCGAGAAGGAAGGGGCAGAGCUGGCUACCACAGGGCAGCUGUACGUGGCGUGGAGCAAGGGUUUGGACAGCUGCAACCCUGGCUGGCUGUCUGAUGGCAGUGUGCGGUACCCCAUCAUCAUCCCUAGGGAGCGCUGUGGAGGGCCUCAGGCAGGGGUCAAAACCCUGUAUCGCUACAGCAACCAGACAGGCUUCCCUGAAUCAUCCAGCCGCCAUGAUGUUUACUGUUUCAGAGGUGUUGGGAAUCCUCACACUGAUGCCCCCAUGGACUACAUGGCCACUGAGCCAGAGGACAUCGGACAAGAUAUUGUCGUUCUUAUGGAGCCUGCUGAGGAGCUCUAUCUGAGCCAGGAUAGCAAGCAAGUGGAGCGAGAGGCCCAGAGUGUCCUGGGAUCCCUCCCCGUCUUCCAGUCGGCUCCUGCUCAGGAGGAUCUGCAGGGGACUCCCCCUACUGCCCUGUCAAGCACAGAGGUCCCCCUCACCCAUACAGCCUCUUCCCAGGACCUUCUCCAGCCCUUUGAUGAGACUUCACUUCCUGUAGAGGAAAACUACCACUCCCAGCAUGCUACUUCACUACCCAACACCUCCAGUGAGCCAGACUCCCUCCACGAAGGAGACUAUCACUCCCAGCAUUCAACUUCACUACCCAGCACCUCCAGUGAGCCAGAAUCUCUCCACGAAAGAGACUAUCAUUCCCAGAAUUCUAGUUCCAUACCCAGCACCUCCACUAAGCCAGACUCCCUCCACGAAGGAGAUUAUCACUCCCAGAAUUCUAUUUCCAUACCCAGCACCUCCAGUGUGCCAGACUCCCUCCAUGAAGGAGACUAUCACUCCCAGAAUUAUAUUUCCAUACCCAGCACCUCCAGUGAGCCAGACUCCCUCCACGAAGGAGACUAUCACUCCCAGAAUUCUAGUUCACUACCCAGCACCUCCAGUAAGCCAGACUCCCUCCACGAAGGAGACUAUCACUCCCAGAAUUCUACUUUACUACCUAACACCUCCAGUGAGCCAGACUCCCUCCACGAAGGAGACUAUCACUCCCAGAAUUCUACUUCACUACCCAGCACCUCCAGUGAGCCAGACUCCCUCCACGAAGGAGACUAUCACUCACAGAAUUCUACUUCACUACCCAGAACCUCCAGUAAGCCUGACUCCCUCCACGAAGGAGACUAUCACUCCCAGAAUUCUACUUCACUACCCAGCACCUCCAGUGAGCCAGUCUCCCUCCACGAAGGAGACAAUCACUCCCAGAAUUCUACUUCACUACCUAACACCUCCAGUGAGCUAGACUCCCUCCACGAAGGAGACUAUCACUCCCAGAAUUCUACUUCACUACCCAGCACCUCCAGUGAGCCAGACUCCCUCCACGAAGGAGACUAUCACUCCCAGAAUUCUACUUCACUACCCAGCACCUCCAGUGAGCCAGACUCCCUCCACGAAGGAGACUAUCACUCACACAAUUCUACUUCACUACCCAACACCUCCAGUGAGCCAGACUCCCUCCACGAAGGAGACUAUCACUCCCAGAAUUCUACUUCACUACCCAGCACCUCCAGUGAGCCAGACUCCCUCCACGAAGGAGACUAUCACUCCCAGAAUUCUACUUCACUACCCAGCACCUCCAGUGAGCCAGACUCCCUCCACGAAGGAGACGAUCACUCACAAAAUUCUACUUCACUACCCAGAACCUCUAGUGUUCUAGACUCUCUCCACGAAGGCAAUUCCAGUCUCUACCAGCUAGUGCUGGAAACAACCCCAGAAUUCCCUGAGCCAUCCUACGAGCCACACAGACAUUAUCAGCCGAUGCCAGAGAUGAACCCGGAGGAAACAGACUACCAACAGUCAGGAUCUUCCAAGCACUUCCAGGCAAUGCCAGAGACCAAUCUCGAGUUGGAUCAAGUGGAAGCCAACUACAGCACAACAGGAGGUAACCAGAGUCAUCGGGAGAAUACAAAAGAGACUACCACAAUGGCCUUUGAACCCAUAGAGAAUGCUACCGAGGCACGUGACCAUGCCGCAGAGAGAAGACACAAAGAGGUGAUCGUGGGAGAGCCUGAGGAGACAUCCAUCUCUACCAAGUCCCCGGGAGAGCUUGAUCCCCACCCAGCAUGGUCUACCCUCUCCCCCCACGCAAAGGCAACCUCAGUGUGGUCGCCCCUGGAUGGAUCUGGAGAUGUGUCCCAAGAGAUAGAACUAGUUGUCCACCAGGGAAUCCACACAGACAGAUUCCCCACCUCCUCCUCCUCCUCCUCCUCCUCCUCCUCCUCCUCCUUCACCACUCACAUGUCUGCCUCCCCUGGAGCCACCAGCAUUCCCAGUGAGGAGCAGACAGGAGUUACGCAUUCAAGCAGCAUCUUAUCUGGACUGGAUCAUUCGGAGGAGCUAGGACUGGAUGUGUACUCCACAGUAGGCCAUCCAAAAGUAACCUCGCAGGGAACUUCCUCCGCUAGGCUGGAGGGCAGCACCAGUCUAGAUUUUGAGGGUAUCGUCAUUCCAGAGAGAUUGGUACCUUCUAGAGAAGUGGAGCUGGCACCAGGGGAGUCUGAUGAGGAGCACCUGGGGUCUGGAGAGGGCAUAGCCACUACCGAGUCUCCAGACCUCUCCGCCACCUCCCAGCUGCCCGUCGAGUUUACCACUCUGGGCUAUCAAACAACGACCAUGUCCAGAAUAGAGAUGGAUCCCACAACCACGGACCCUGAAGAAGACGGAAGUGGACAUGAGCCAAGCACUGAUGAACCAUCCCUGGGAGAAAAAGUGACCGUCUUCCCCCUUGAGUCGCAAACAUCCAGCUGGGAUCUGCACCGCACCACCUCUGCACCCCAAGAGUCUCAGGAAGUCCUUGAAUACAGCGGGGAACCCCUUUCCACCUCUUCCCAGACAGAUCUUCCAGACUCCUCAGAAGAACCUGAUCUGUUUGGGUCAGACUCCUUGUCCACCUCAAGUACUGAUCCCACCGCAGCCACCAUGUCCACAUCCACCAUGUACACCUCCACAGAGUGGGCCACACGGACCUGGAGCCCCACCACCUCCACGACACAAGGUCCCCCAGAAAAAUCUGAGCCGGAGAGGGUGACGGCUCUUAUGCCCCCCGUGGAUCAGGGCCGGUUGGAUCUGGAAUUCGGUCUCACCCAGCCACCCACCCUGCUCAUGUUGCCCAAUGAGAGGGCUGCCGUGGGCAGUGCCAGGAAGAUUUCAGAUGCCUGUCUGGAGGACCCCUGUGCCAACGGCGGCACCUGCGUUGAGAUGGGUGGGAGCACCAAAUGUCUCUGUUUGCCCAGCUAUGGAGGUGACCUCUGUCAGACAGAUCUGGAGCAGUGUGAGGUGGGCUGGCAGAAGUUCCACGGGAACUGCUACAAGCACUUCAACCAGCGGCUGAGCUGGGAGGUGGCGGAGCAGCACUGUCGCAUGGUGGGGGGCCACCUGGCGUCAAUCAUGACACCUGAAGAGAAGGACUUCAUUAACAAUAACUUUAAGGAGUAUCAGUGGACUGGACUAAAUGACAAGACCAUCGAGGGGGAUUUCCACUGGUCCGAUGGCAAGCCACUGCUCUAUGAGAACUGGUACAGGGGCCAGCCUGACAGUUACUUCCUGUCUGGAGAGGACUGUGUGGUGAUGGUAUGGCAUGAUUCUGGGCACUGGAGUGACGUGCCCUGCAACUACCACCUGGCCUACACCUGCAAGAAAGGCACCUCUUCAUGUGGCCCUCCCCCCAAAGUCCGAAACGCACCUGCGAUUGGCAAAAUUCGCCAGAGGUACGAGACGGGCGCCGUUGUGCGCUACUACUGUGCCCAGGGCUUCCAGCAGAGACAAAACCCUCUGGUCGUGUGCCUGCCGGGUGGCAAGUGGGAGGAGCCUCAGAUCCUCUGCAUCCCUGGGGCAGGAAGCACAGCACAGACAGUAGGAGUAACAUCACUAACCACAGGAAGCCAGGAGCUGGCUGAAGAGGAAUCACAAACAACAAAGGAAACGCUUCAAUACUGGGACAUCAAGUGGAACUUUUAAAUGUCAUACCAUGUCGCGAGUUUCCUUUCCUCAUUGACCAGAGAUCUGAAAUGGCCUAACAGGUCAAGGCAAUAGGGUGAUCUUGAAGGAUAGGAGACAGGGAAAGAGUACUGGGACACCGGGUCAGUCAAGCAUAACCUCUUACAUUCCUACUGUCCUUCCCAAAGCACAUCGAUCUGAAUCUGUUGUUGGGAUAGCCUGGGCUUGAAGGUCUCUUGUCGCCCUACAUAGGAUGCAAUGAAUUGCAAUAGUGUCCUAGAACGCUAUAAUACAGAACCCAGAACAUGUUCUGUGAAAAUCCUAUCACUGAGGCAUAUCUAUAAUCAGUAACUCCUUGUCCGUUCAUCCAGAUUGUAUAAUGUGUGGAUCUGUAAGGAAACGUUUCUCCAAACCUUUUCUCCAAACCGGCACAUAACCCCAGGCGUGGUAGACAGAUAGUGGUAGGAUAUGCAGUAGCUCGUCUUGAGCACUGUCUAUCACAGGUGAAGUCUGGUGCCGGUUUGGUUCAGACGGUUUCUUUAAAGAUAUCCACACAUUGGACAAUCCAGGAGGAUGAACAAGGAGGUAUGGAUAGUAGAUGUGAAUUCAGUAAAAGGAUUACUGGAAACAGGUAAACCUAUGGACUUUUCGCCAGAUAUGUUCCGGACUCCACAUUGUAGCUAUCUAGGAUGCCAUUGCAUUCAAUGUGCGGGGUCAUCUGUAAGCCCAGGUCUCUUGUUGGUUUUAAACAGGCCUCAGCGGGCUAAUGGUGUUCAGCGAUCUCAUCUCCGCAAUUUAUCAUGUCAGUUCUCAAUCAUUGUUUAUUGACUAUUAUUGGCAAAUCAACUUUAUAAAUCCACCCAUAAUAUUUUCAACAACAGCUGGUCUGUUUGCAAUUCCAUUCAUAUUCCAUCAGCUGAGGACUACCUGAGGUCUGUUCAGGAGGGUGCAAACAUUACAGGACGUUCAGAUAGAAAUGUAUUGUGUAGAAUAGAUAUGAUUGCCCAGCCUGGCCUCAGAGCCGCACAAAAUAUAAUUGUGUAGUUCUGAGCACCUCCAAGAGGUAUGAUCCCUACAGUCUAGCAAUCCAAAGGUUGCAUGUUCGAGCCGCGUCGGGGAUAUCUGUAGCAUUUUAGCUAACCUUUCCCCUAACCCUUAUUCUAACAUUAACCCAAUUCACCUGCUAUGUAAAUUCACCUAACCUUUGUCAUUUUAGUCCUCCUAACCUUUGUAGUUAGUUCCCGUAACCGCCAACUUAAAUUGUCCCCGUAAUUGUCCUUUGUUGUUACAGUGCAACAAGCAACGUGGUCUCAGACAAAGACUUUGCAAUGCUAUAUGUCCUCCAAGACGUAUGAUACUGUACGUCCUCCAACUCGCAUGAUAUUGUACGACCACUAUUUUAUCCAACGUAGCGUAAUGUAUCAUCCUGAAUUGAGUGUCACAGAUUUCCGUACAGAUCCACACCAAUUGCCCUGACACCACAUUGGAUUGCCUGUAGACUCGGGACUCGGGAACGACUGUAGUUCUGUUAGUAAUAUUUCUGCCUACAAUGAUUUGAACCUUUCAUCUUAUUGAGUACACUGCAGGACAGGUGAGUCCUUGUAGGGAUGUCUGGUUGAGUGUCGACUCUGUGGUCCAACGUAACCUGUCCCACACCACUACCCCUAUGUCCUUUAUGAGUCCCCUUCAUAAAACAAAAAGGACUGCAUAGGUGUACGCAAUAUGAUGGAAACUCCACCAAGCCUACCAGAGGGCUAGGUGUGGCUAUUACCACAUUGCUGAUACCAAUACAAAUAUUUUAGAUGCACGAGGUGACUUAACAAAGUCUUCGGAAUGGAAGGAAUGGUUGGUUUGGAAUUGGGGCAACAACAAAAAAUCCCUGUGCUCUUAGGAACCCAUAUCAACUCUUGAACUCAGCAUUUAUGUCCAUCUCAACCAUCUCACAACCAUACGCCUUCUUAGACUUUUGUCAUCAACAGACUUUAUAUGAAACAUGGUGCUAACGCCCUUGCGUAUGAUACCUGCAUGAAGUACGUUAAGAAAUAUUUAUCCUUAAUAAUCAAAUUGGCAGGUUUGUGCAGUAGGAUGUUAGAAAAAUAAAACAACUCCAAACAAGCUUGUUUAUAAAAGUCAAUACCAUUAUCGAAGUAGAAUUUACAUUUCUCACAGUGGUCAUAACUCUUUUGGGGUGA
This is a messenger RNA of Oncorhynchus kisutch (coho salmon), 7313 nucleotides long. RefSeq names its product brevican core protein. Bases 292 to 5142 code for a protein of 1616 amino acids. Gene Ontology annotation, biological process: glial cell differentiation; cell adhesion; skeletal system development. The record is from RefSeq and is a predicted model, not a curated record. The transcript is spliced from 14 exons. Gene Ontology annotation, cellular component: perineuronal net; synapse. Gene Ontology annotation, molecular function: hyaluronic acid binding. NCBI's taxonomy places the organism in Eukaryota, Metazoa, Chordata, Actinopteri, Salmoniformes, Salmonidae.